This is a messenger RNA of Condylura cristata (star-nosed mole), 2380 nucleotides long. RefSeq names its product negative regulator of reactive oxygen species (gene NRROS). Bases 100 to 2178 code for a protein of 692 amino acids. Gene Ontology annotation, molecular function: protein binding. The transcript is spliced from 3 exons. NCBI's taxonomy places the organism in Eukaryota, Metazoa, Chordata, Mammalia, Eulipotyphla, Talpidae. The record is from RefSeq and is a predicted model, not a curated record.
ACCGCGUUCGGCUGCUCUCGAGGACGAGAACGCCGGAGCCUCGGGAGAGGAUGCGCCCGGCCGAGCCGCCUGGGCCCGCGGGAGCCGGCUGUACUUGAGAUGGAGUUACUGCUCUUCCGGCUCCUCCUGGGUUUUCACUUCCUGACAGUAGAAUGGAGGGACAGAAAUGGAAUGGCCACAGCAGCUUCCCAAGGGGGCUGCAAGUUGAUCGGUGGAGUUGUUGACUGUCGAGGGCAGAACUUGGCUUCAGUGCCCAGCAACCUUCCCCCUGACUCCCAGGUGCUCAUCCUGGAUGCCAACCCUCUCAAGACCCUGCGGAAUCAGUCCCUCCAGCCCUAUCCUCUCUUACAGAGCCUCAGUCUGCACAGCUGCCAUCUGGCGCACAUCAGCCUUGGCGCCUUCCAGGAGCAGACCCACCUGCGCAGCCUGGCCCUGCCAGAUAACUCCCUCUCAGAGAACUACAAGGAGACGGCAGCUGCUCUCCACAGCCUGCAUGGUCUGCAGAGGCUGGACUUGUCAGGGAACUCUCUGACGGAAGAUAUGGUGGCCCUCAUGCUCCAGAACCUCUCCUCGCUGGAGUCUGUGUCCCUGGCGAGGAACACCAUCAUGAGGCUGGAUGACUCUGUCUUUGAGGGCCUAGGGCACCUCAGGGAGCUGGAUUUGCAGAGAAACUAUAUUUUUGAGAUUGAGGGUGAGGCUUUCAACGGCUUGACUGAGCUGAGACACCUCAACCUGGCCUAUAACAACCUCCCUUGUAUUGUGGACUUCAGCCUCACACAACUACGCUUCCUCAACGUCAGCUACAAUGUCCUGGAAUGGUUCUUGGCAUCAGGGGGAGAGGCUGCCUUUGAACUGGAGACACUGGACCUCUCUCACAAUCAGCUGCUGUUUUUCCCUCUGCUGCCCCAGUCCAGCAAGCUGCACACACUCCUGCUGCGGGACAACAACAUGGGCUUCUACAGGGACCUGUAUAACACCUCAUCACCACAGGAGAUGGUGGCCCAGUUCCUCCUAGUGGACGGCAACGUGACCAGCAUCACCACUGUCAACCUCUGGGAAGAGUUUGCUUCCAGCGACCUCUCUGUUCUGCGCUUCCUGGAUAUGAGCCAGAACCAGUUCCAGUACCUGCCAGAUGGCUUCCUAAGGAAAAUGCCUUCCCUUUCCCGCCUGAAUCUCAGCCAGAAUUGCUUAAUGAUGCUCCACAUCCAGGAGCACGAGCCCCCAGGAACACUCACCGAACUGGACCUGAGUCAGAACCAGCUGUCGAACCUGUACUUGGCUCCGGGGCUCUCCAGCUGCCUAAGGAGCCUCCAGUUGUUCAACCUGAGCUCCAACCAGCUCUUGGGGGUCCCCCCUGGCCUCUUUGCAGAUGCCAGUAACAUCACUACAGUCGACAUGAGCCACAAUCAGAUUUCACUUUGUCCAGCACCAGCUGGCUUAGAUCAGGUGGUCUCCCCCAGUUGUGUGGAUUUCAGGAAUGUGACAUCUUUAAGGACACUCUCUCUGGAGGACUGUGGGCUGCAGGCAUUACAAAACUGCUCAUUCCAGGGGACCUCCCUGACCCACCUAGACCUGUCGGGUAACUGGGGGGUUCUGAAUGGGAGCAUUGCCCCUCUCCAGGAUAUUGCCCCCACUUUACAAGUCCUGUCUCUCAGGAAUGUGGGCCUCAGUUCCAGCUUCAUGGAGCUGGACUUCUCUGGGUUUGGGAAUCUGCGGGACCUGGAUCUGUCAGGAAAUUCCUUGACCAGUUUCCCAAGGUUCGGGGGCACCCUGGCCCUACAGACGCUAGAUCUCCGCAGAAACUCUCUCACAGCCCUCCCCCAGACAGCGGUGUCUGAGCAGCUCCUGAGAAGUCUGCGAACCAUCUACCUCAGUCAGAACCCGUAUGACUGCUGUGGAGUGGCGGGCUGGGAGGCCCUGCAGCCCCUGCAGACUGUCGCUGACUUGGCUGUGGUCACUUGCAACCUUUCCUCCAAGAUCAUUCGCCUGACAGACCUGCCCGGGGGUGUGCUGCGAGACUGCAAGUGGGAGCGGGUGGACAUGGGCCUGCUGUACCUUGUGCUCAUCCUCCCCAGCUGCCUCACCCUGCUGGUGGCCUGCACUGUCAUCUUCCUCACUUUUAAGAAGCCGCUGCUUCAGGUAAUCAAGAGCCGCUGCCACUGGUCCUCCAUAUACUGACCUGGCCAUGCGACAAGGUUCGAAAGUAGGUCUGCACAUGUAAGGACACUUCCUCUGCCAGGUUUUGAGAUCCACAGCAGAUCAGAGUGAUGAAGCAAGGUUUAAAGUUUAAAAUGUUUUCAAUGCCUUAGUCGCCCCAAAUUCUUCCUCUAUCGUUAUGAUUCACCCUCAUCCUCCUGGUAAAAUAUUUAUUAAGUGACGU